UGAGCUUGCCUAUCUUGAUUCGAGGCUACAUAGCAUACGAUACGAAACACCAUAAGAAUUUUUUUUUUUCCACUCUUAGAACACGAAACAUCAAGUCUGAGCGUCAUUUUUUUUCCCUCUGGAAAAUUGAGACCCCAAGCAGCAGAUAUGUCUCAAGAAAACACCAUAAUAGACACAAACUCCAAAGGCGGAUCCAUGGCCGACUUUGUUUUCGACGAAUCACUCAUCGAAUGGACGGUACCAAAAGCCGACUGGCUCAGGAUCCACGACAAGCACUUUGACGGCAUAGGCACGUCGGCAUUCGUGUUUGACGCGCAGAACCGCGUGCUGUUGGUGCAGCGCGCCGCGCACGACAGCAUGCCGAAUCUCUGGGAGGCGCCUGGCGGGGCGGUGGACGCGGGCGACGUGUCCAUCCUGCAUGGGUGCGCGAGGGAGUUGAGGGAGGAGGUUGGGCUUGUGACGAGGCGGAUGAAGAGGCUUGUUACGGAGGGGAAGGGGGGGGAGAAGUGGUCUGUGUUUACGAACAGGACUGGGACCAAGAUUAUCUGCGGGUUUGGGUUUGAGGUUGAGGUUGAGGAGGGAGCGCAGGUGGUGCUGGAUGAGAAUGAGCAUCAGGCGUGGGUUUGGGCUGGGGAGGAGGAGGUGAGGGAGGAGAGGAUGCGGGAUGGGAAGGGGAUCGCGUUGACGGGGAUGAUGAUGAGGAGUAAGUUGCUGGAGGCGUUUAGAUUGCGGAGGGAGGCUGGGGAGAGUGUGUGAUGGGAUGGUGUUGCGGCAUGGGUAUGAGGGAUGAACUUGGCUAGGUGGUGUUUGUGAGUAUGAAGAUGGGACUGAGAGUUGGCUUUUGAGACUUGAGCGGUCAGAUGGUCUGUUGAUGUUCAGUUCUCAUAGAAUGAUUCUGUUCUUUUGUUGGUUAAAGAUAAAAAUGCACCUUUUCGUUGCUUGAGUGGCAAGUAACUUGGUUGAAUGUAUGUAUGACAGAGUGAUGUAGUAGACGAAGAUACAACGAGGUUCUGGUGCUAUAAGGAGAGGUACCGGGUUGAUGGGUCAUGGAAUGAACCUCUUCAUGCAGACCGAGUCUGAUGUGUGUUAAUU
Messenger RNA from Trichoderma asperellum CBS 433.97, 1092 nucleotides. RefSeq lists its product as uncharacterized. NCBI's taxonomy places the organism in Eukaryota, Fungi, Ascomycota, Sordariomycetes, Hypocreales, Hypocreaceae. The record is from RefSeq and is a predicted model, not a curated record.